UAUGAAUGUAGUUAUUGUUUUAUAUUUGAGUCAGAAUUAGAAAAACAACUUUUAGUAGGUCUUAUUUAAUUUAAUUAUAAUAAGAUAUUAUAUUUUAAGUACACUGCGUAUAUUUAGUGUCAAUUGUAUGAAGCAAACUUGGUUUAAAAAUGUCGGAAUUGUUAAAAAUUGGACGGCGAGUUGAAGUUACAGGAAAAGAUGUACGAGGAACAGUUGCUUUUUGUGGAAGUACUAAUUUUGCAACUGGAAAAUGGAUUGGUCUUAUUUUAGAUGAAGCUAAAGGAAAAAAUAAUGGAACCAUCAAAGGACACACUUAUUUUCAGUGUGAAGAAAAUUUCGGGAUGUUUGUUCGAGCUUCUCAGGUUGUUCCAUUGGAUGAUCAGGGUAAACCUAUUGAAGCAAAAGACACAAGCAGAGAUGAGGGCUCCACAUCUAGACUCAGAACGCGUCACAGCACUAUUGGACAAAAACCCAAGCCAACAACAAUACGUCGUAAAACGUCUCCCCAAAAAAACACUCCAACACUUUCUGCCUCAAGUUCACGAAUAUCUCUGGCUGGUAGUCGUCAGUCUUUAGCCAGUAGCAGACAAUCUUUGUCAGAAAGUAGAACAUCUCUUAUCGAUAACAGGAGUCAUUUAACUUCACCCGUUGUUGAAAAGUCCGAGUCGGAAUUCGUCAGCCAAAUACCUAAAAGAGCAUCCUUUGUUGAAACUGGAUUCGUAGAAACAUUGAAACCUCAGUUCACUCCAGGUCAGGCUAUGAAUCCUACCUCAACUCCCACAUCUUCAGUUGAAGAAAAGCUGACACAUUUGCAAUACCAACAAGAAUUGGACAAUCGAGAUCAACAAAUAAAGGACCUUUCAGAAAAAUUAGAGACACUAAAAAUAAAAAGACUGGAGGAUAAAGAGAAAUUAAAAGACUAUGAUAAACUUAAGAUUCAGCUAGAGCAAUUGCUGGAAUUUAAAGCAAAAAUUAUGGAGUCUCAGGCAAGUUUACAGAGAGAUUUGCAGAAAGCUAGACAGGAAGCAAAGGAUGCCAUUGAAGCUAAAGAAAGGCAUGCAGAAGAAAUGGCUGAUCUUGCAGAAACCGUUGAAAUGGCAACUUUGGACAAAGAAAUGGCCGAAGAAAAGGCCGAAACGUUACAACUAGAGUUGGAAGUAACAAAAGAAAGAUUGGAAGAAGUGACUUUGGAUUUGGAACUUUUGAAAGCUGAAAUGCAAGGAAAACCAGGAGAUCAACAGGAAGGAAAUGUUUCCUCGUACGAAUUGAAACAAUUGGAACAGCAAAACGCAAGAUUGAGGGAAACUUUAGUGAGAAUGCGUGACUUGACUGCUCAUGACAAGCACGAAUUCCAGAAACUGAUGAAGGAUAUGGACCAGAAAAAAUCUGAGAUUGCUGAAUUAAGUAGAACCAAAGAGAAAUUAAGUACUAGGGUUGAAGAACUCGAGCAACAAGUAGCUGAUCUGCAGGAACAGGUCGACGCUGCUUUAGGUGCAGAAGAAAUGGUUGUGAUAUUAGGGGAGCAAAAACUGACCUUGGAAGAAAAAGUGGCUCAGCUAAGGGAAGAAGUUGCAGAUUUAGAAGCCCUUCAGGAUAUGAACGAUCAGCUUGUUGAAAGCAAUGCAGAAUUAGAGGCUGAUUUGAGGGAAGAACUUGAUAUGGCUAAUGCUGCUAUUAGAGAAGCUCUUCGUGAUAGAGAUGCUGCUUUGGAGACAAUAGCGGAUAGAGAGAGUACUAUAAGCAAAUUUAGAGAAUUGGUACAAAAAUUGCAAGAACAGUCGUUGGAUUUGCAACAUCGUCUUGAGACAGAAACAAGCAAACCCGUGUCGAAAUUACCGGAAAUAAUGGACUUCAAGAAGAUGUUCAGUGAAACAAAGGCCCAUAUCAAAGCUAUCGACUUGGAACUGCGCAGAAUUGACAUCCAUCAGUUGCAGCAGCACAUCAAGUAUUUGUCGUCGUUUAUGCCAGAUACAUUUAUGAAUCGUGGAGGCGAUCACGAUGCAAUUUUGGUUUUAUUAUUAAUCCCUAGAUUAAUACAUAAAUCCGAAAUUUUGCUUAGUCAAAUAAAGGACAAAUUUCCUACAGUUGACAAGGUUGACCGAAAUACUAUUAUUCAGGGACAUGCUGUCGAACAAUAUGCAUUUAGAUGUCGUUUGUCGUUUUAUAUUUAUGCCCUACAGACAAUUCUACAUCAAUACCUUCAUUCUCUCAACACUUGUACUCCUGAGUCGCUUCUGAAAGUAGGCUCUUCUUAUCCCGAAAUGGCUGCACAGGAGAAAGUAGUCGAUGGUUUCGUCGAACUGGUCAAACGUGACCAGCUUGACGAAAACAUCCCUACGGAAGCUCUUGAAAAGUGCGUUUCUUAUUUCAAUACUAUGUAUCCCGUUUUGUUUAUACCAGAAACGAAGCACAAUCAUAAUUUGUUGUUAAAUGAUUACGUAAAACUGUUGGUCAGCGCCUGUGAUGGUUUCAAUAACGAUGCUGUAAUUGUCAGAAGUUUAAUGGAGGGAGCUAAUAUAGGAGAUGUAGGACUUCUGUUGCAAUACAUCAUCACUACAGCUGAUCAAUUGCAGCAACAAUUAAAACAGAUAAAGAGGCGACUUCCCCCAGAUAGCAACAUUACCAAUUUAGGCUUGAGCAGAGACAUAAUUGAAAAUUUACAAACUUGUUUCUAUCAAUCCGGAAAAGUAGGAAAAUUCCUCCAGGACAUCGUGAAAAACGCUAUUCAAACUAUUAGUAGUAGUGGAGAUUCGGAUAAGAGUCUAUCUCAGGAUAAAAUAAAAGAAUUUGCCAGUAAUGCCAGUGAUAAAAUUUACGAACAAGAUGAUCUGGGACCUGUUCAAAGCAUCAAACAAUCUCUGAGCUUUAUUAUUACACACGUAACACAAGUGGUUCAAUUCCUUCAAGAUAAUGAGUACGACAUUGCUGUUACCAAGAAAGAAGAAAAGCCAACACCACCUAUUCACAUCCGUGCACACACUGUUAAAAAGGAAUUAGAAGAAACAAAAACACUGACGCACAAAUUGGAGAACAAAGAAUCAGAUAUCAAGGAAUUGAGAAAGGUUUUGAAGGAGAAACAAGAACAACUGUCAGAGAUGACGAUUAGGAAAGAGUUGGCCGAAAAGAAGUUGGGCAAUGUAAACAAGGAUUACGAGAUGACCAUCGAAAAAUUGCAACGUAAACUCGAGGAGGCGCACAAUAAUUUCAAGAAGAAGGAGAAAGAGUUCGAAGAGACUCUUGAUCAUCUUCAGAGCGACAUCGACUCUUUGGAAAGCGAAAAGGGAGAAAUGAAGGAGAAAUUGAAGUUGUACUCGAAGAAGACUGUCCACUUGGAAGGGUCAAAAUCAGGAAUGCCGUCCCUUCAACCUUCUAUGGGACCAAGCUUGCCAGCUGUUGUAAAAGAUUCCCCACUUCUUAUGCAGGAAAUAGAUAACUUACGGAAAUUGUUCCAUAACGAACGGAACCAGCGUUUGAAAUUACAAAGCGAAAAAAUGCUGGAACAAUUUAAAAGUCUCGCACCUCUUCCUACAUUUGAAGACAAAAAGGAUGAAAUUCUAGAGACACUGUAUAAGGAAGGUUCCGAUCUAAAACAGGAAAUACUUUUAACGUUAGCAACACCAAGAUUUCCGAGCAUUUACAAAGCCAAGAAUGGCAAUGGCCCAGCUCUUUGGAAAAAACAUCUUAUUGAAGAGACUGACAGGCUUUUGGAUUUGAGGCGGAGAUCGGAAGAAUUCCAAACAAGGGUGGCUGCUGAAGUUGUUAAAAGGAAACAUGGAGGACAGAUUGAAACUGAUUUGACCAUUUUUCCAACUGCAGAGAUGACAAAGGCCUUUAAAGAAAGAAAACCAGUAAAGGUGGGUUCUGUUACAAUUCCACGAUCUUGUUUACCAGUUAAAGAAGAUCCUAAAUUAAUCGAUUUGGAAGUUGAUUUUAAUAAUUUACAGAAUAU
Messenger RNA from Agrilus planipennis (emerald ash borer), 3949 nucleotides. It is a transcript of the gene DCTN1-p150, whose product is annotated as dynactin subunit 1. The record is from RefSeq and is a predicted model, not a curated record. Lineage: Eukaryota; Metazoa; Arthropoda; Insecta; Coleoptera; Buprestidae.